AUGGUAAAUGUUAGAGAUCCAAACAUUACCUUCCAAAACAUUCUCCAUGCAUAUAAAGAUCCUUUCCAAAAUAAGGAUCUCAGCCACGCUAUUCAUCUUGGUUUUUAUGGGGCAAAAAAGGAUUUGUUAUUCCAAACUGGUGUGCAGGUUUUGCGUGAUAAACAAGAUAUUGCAGAGGCUCAGCCACAACUUGCCAAGUUACAUGCUUCCAAGAGUGAACAGUCGCCUGAAAAAGCUAGCACCGGACAACCAGACUGUCGGCAACAAGUAGCUUCACCGCCACAGCCUGUCCAGCAACCACUUCAAGCCCUAGCUGCUCCACCUCAACCAUCUCCACAUCCUUCUUCCCUUGUUCCUCAUGCUCCUCCACCUCCACAACAACAAAAUCCAUCUCCUGUUGUUCUUUAUCCUUCUCAAUUGCCUCAGCCCCAGAUGCCCGCUAUACAGUCUCUAGCUCAAGAGCCCUGCUUGCCCGCACCAGUUCAGUCAAUAGAGAGUACACAUCAACAGUACCAGAUGCCUGUGGAGCAACCACAGCCACCACCACCACCACAACAGUACCAACCAGCACCUCAGCUACAGCAGCCGAACUCGCAACCAAUCCAGACACCCCAAGCUCCAAAUCCUCCACUGCUUCAAGCUCCAUUGACUCAUCCCUUGGAGGAGUCAUCACCAUAUAUGCCACCAUCUCAAAGCUAGCCUCAUGGCAUCCGCCAACCUGCCCCUCUGGCUCAGCCACCGACCAGGCCCCCUCCUACUCAACAACUUUAUGGGCCGAAUGCUAGCAUGUAUGAACCCCCAGCAAGCAGGCCGAGCCCGAUCCGUAUACCCUAUUCUGCCGGCUGUGGUGUGGCUAAGUGGUCCUGGUUUCUCUUAACCAUAUUCUUACAGUGGAUCACCAUCCCACUAUAGUAGCACUACAACGAAGCCAUCUCCCUUUUCAUCUUGAGGAAGCAACUACCAGCGCCUCCCAACUGCUAAAGUAUUUUACCUCAAGCACUGCCAGCUGAAUCAAGUUCUGGUGGGAGCCCUGGGAAUAGAAUGCCAAUUGAUGAUGUUGCUGACAAGGUUGCGACAGUGGGGUUCUCCAGAGAUCAGGUUAGAGCAACCGUGCGGCGACUUACAGAGAAUGGACAGUCAGUGAAUCUAAAUGUUGUGCUUGAUAAGCUUAUGAAUGAUGGUGAGAUCCAGCCACAGAACGGUUGGUUCGGGCGGUGACCGUGUGAUUAUUUAUGUUAUUUCUUUGUAAAUAAUAACUAUCAUACUGUAACAACCCAGGAUCUCAUCCAAAAUGGCUAGCCGGAAGGUAUUAUUUGGGUUC
Messenger RNA from Phoenix dactylifera (date palm), 1321 nucleotides. NCBI's taxonomy places the organism in Eukaryota, Viridiplantae, Streptophyta, Magnoliopsida, Arecales, Arecaceae. The record is from RefSeq and is a predicted model, not a curated record.